AUGAGCAACCCCCUCGCAUCCAAAACCCAGGGUCAGAAGAUCUUCGAGAAGCUCAAGGCCCACCGCUCCAAUAAGAUCUGCUUUGACUGUGGCGGAAAGAACCCGACGUGGGCGUCGGUGCCCUUCGGCAUCUACCUCUGCCUUGACUGCAGUGCUCACCACCGUAACCUCGGUGUCCAUAUCUCCUUCGUCCGCUCCACCGUGCUGGAUCAAUGGCAAUGGGAGCAGCUCAGGACGAUGAAGGUCGGCGGGAACGAGUCGGCGACCAAGUACUUCCAGUCGCACGGGGGCUCGGCAGCUCUUGCAUCAAAGGAUCCGAAGGUCAAGUAUGGAUCUAGCACAGCAUCAAAGUACAAGGAGGAGCUCAAGAAGCGCGGCGCGGAGGACGCGAAACUGUAUCCGGGUGAAGUCGUGGUUGAGGGCGGCGACGAGCCGGCCACCCCCGCUGAGACAGAGGAUGACUUUUUCUCAUCGUGGGAUAAGCCUUCUAUUAAGCGACCCACGCCCCCGCCUUCACGCACGGCGACACCGCCGGUCAUUGGGCGCACUUCCUCGCCCUUGGUUGCUAAUGCCGCCGGUGGUGCUGAUAUCGCGAGGACAAAGUCACCGCUGACGUCCGGUGGUUCGACUCCGGCGACCACUCCCCCCGUUUCUCGUACUACGACCUCUUCCGCGCUCCGCACAAAGGCGGGUGGUGCGUCUGCGGCUGGGGCCCGCCGUACCGGUGUUCUAGGCGCAAAGAAACCGCAGAAGCUUGGUGCCAAGAAGGUUACCGGUGGUGAUGCCCUUGACUUUGAGGAGGCCGAGAAGAAAGCAAAAGAGGAGGCCGAGAGGAUCGCAAAGUUGGGAUACAACCCCGACGAUGAGGUGAAGGACACCAAGGCCACGCCUCUCAGCCCGGUUCCUGCGGUUAGCACUACCUCCCACCAGAGGCAGAGCAGUGACACCGAGAGAUUAGGAUUGCAGAUGGGACGACUUGGGUUCGGGCAGACUGCUGGCGCUGCUGCAGCGAAGCCGGCUGCGAAGAACAUGGGUGGUUUCGGAUCUGUUGGGCCUGUUAAGGCUGCUGUUGAAGACGACGACGAGAAAUAUGCUCGCACCAAAUUUGGUUCUCAAAAGGAAGCCAAGACCCGUCUCCAAGGUUUUGAGGGCGCCAGUGCUAUCAGUAGCAGCCAAUACUUUGGUCGCGAUGAGGAUGAGCGUGUAGGCAGCGCCGGAGGUGACGAUUUCAGCAACCUUGAAGUUACCGCCAGGGAAUUCGCCAGACGAUUCGCGGGUACCGCUAGCGAAGAUUUGGAGAACGCCGCGGCAGCGCUCGGGCAAGGUGCAAGCAGACUGCAGGAUGUCGUCAGGCAGUACAUGCGAUAG
This is a messenger RNA of Morchella sextelata, 1368 nucleotides long. RefSeq lists its product as uncharacterized. The coding region runs from base 1 to 1368 and encodes 455 amino acids. The record is from RefSeq and is a predicted model, not a curated record. Gene Ontology annotation, biological process: COPI coating of Golgi vesicle. Gene Ontology annotation, molecular function: GTPase activator activity. Lineage: Eukaryota; Fungi; Ascomycota; Pezizomycetes; Pezizales; Morchellaceae. The transcript has 6 exons.